Molecule: messenger RNA, 1636 nt
Organism: Erigeron canadensis
Lineage: Eukaryota; Viridiplantae; Streptophyta; Magnoliopsida; Asterales; Asteraceae
Product: UDP-glucose 4-epimerase GEPI48-like
Exons: 9
Coding region: 244-1284 (346 amino acids)
Biological process (GO): galactose metabolic process; rRNA processing
Cellular component (GO): cytosol
Molecular function (GO): RNA binding; UDP-glucose 4-epimerase activity
Source: RefSeq, a predicted model, not a curated record
ACCAAUAUUCUCUCUUCUUUCUUUCUUACAGAUCCCCUAAAUUAACAACAAUCUGUACAUAACCCAUUUCACAAAACCCCUCAAAAUUUAUACUUUUUUUCUUUAUACCUAUACAUACAUUAUACAUUAUACAUACACACACACACACAUGUAUAUGCAAUUCUUGUAGAUUUAUCUAUCUGGGUUUUAAUCAAAAUCCAAAUUUGAUUCAUACCCAUUUCAUCAAUUGUCAUUAUUAUUACAAUGGCGCCACCACAUUGUGUUUUGGUGACCGGUGGUGCCGGUUAUAUUGGAAGUCAUACAGUCUUGCAGUUGCUUUUAGGCGGUUACAAAACGGUUGUAAUUGAUAAUCUUGAUAAUUCUUCACAAAUUGCGAUUAAUCGAGUUCAACAACUUGCUGGUGAUCAUGCUUCUAAUCUAAUCUUUCAUCAGAUUGACAUCCGGGACAAGCCUGAAUUAGAGAAGCUUUUUGCCUCCACGAAGUUUGAUGCCGUUAUACAUUUUGCUGGAUUGAAGGCUGUUGGUGAAAGUGUGAAGAAGCCAUUGAUGUAUUACGACAACAAUGUUGUGGGUACUUUAACUCUUCUGGAAGUCAUGGAGGCCCAUGGGUGCAAAAAGAUCGUGUUCUCAUCAUCAGCUACUGUUUAUGGUUGGCCAAAGGAGGUACCAUGCACAGAAGAGUUCCCCUUAUCUGCAGCCAGUCCAUAUGGAAGAACCAAGCUCAUGAUUGAAGACAUUUUCCGCGAUAUAUAUGCUUCGGAUCCCGAGUGGAAAAUGAUAAUGUUGCGGUACUUCAACCCAGUGGGUGCUCAUCCUAGUGGAUAUAUUGGUGAGGAUCCUUUGGGAACCCCAAACAAUCUUAUGCCUUUUGUUCAACAAGUAGCUGUUGGCAGGCUACCUGCACUUAAAGUAUUUGGAACUGACUACUCAACCAAAGAUGGAACAGGGGUACGGGAUUACAUCCAUGUUGUAGAUUUAGCUAAUGGGCAUAUGGCUGCAUUAAGAAAACUCUCAGAUCCAGAAAUAGGUUGCGAGGUCUACAACUUGGGAACGGGUAAAGGGACAUCUGUUUUGGAGAUGGUGGCAGCGUUUGAGAAAGCUUCAGGAAAGGAAAUUCCUCUUGUAAUAGCUGGACGACGGCCUGGUGAUGCCGAGGUCGUUUAUGCUUCCACAGCCAAAGCAGAGCGCGAAUUGAACUGGAAGGCAGAGAAUGGGAUAGAGGAAAUGUGCAGAGACCAGUGGAACUGGGCAAGUAACAACCCAUACGGCUAUCAGGACAAAUAAACAGAGGCACCAUAAGGACGGUUUAUAUUUAUAUGAGCAACAUUGUGGAAUCUUACAAAGUCAAAUUAUUCUUACUAGUAAUAGGAUUAUACGAGUAAUGUUUGCCUGGUUUCUAUAGUUGACACGUUUUGUCUUCUUGAUAGAAGGUUUGGUAGGCUAAUGACUAAGUUAAGGGAAUAAAGACAUGAUAGAUAGUCCAUAUUCUUUUUAACUCCAUUGAUACCCUUUUACAUUUUACAUGUAGUUCAGUUUCUUGUACAUGAGAUCUGGUGUUUGUGUAGCAAUUGAAGGGGCAUAUUAUAUGUUUAUUUAUAUUAAUUUAUUUGUUACAUAUAUAACAAGCUUCUACUUA